AUGAAAUCCUCCAGACUACGUCCGAUUGUAGGACAUGUCAAAUCUCGCUCAACGAGACAAGCAGCGUGGUUACAAUUGAUCGUUGCUACCAGGUCACUUACGUCUGGAAACUACAGAACACCAAAAGCAUUCAAUGAACCAAACAUCCAUUUCGAGCCCGGCUCACCGGAGCGGAAAGAACUAACAGCAGCCCUAUCAGUACUCAAAGCCCAACUUCCAUUAAAAGUUCCAGCUACCGGUGGCCGAAAUGCAAAAAAAAUCACUUCAAGCCAAAAGCUCACGACACUUGGACAUCCGUCCGACCACAAGACACCUUUCCAACAAUAUGCUUCGGCAUCCAAAUCAGAUGUUGAGAACAGCAUCACCACAGCUCUCGCAGCGAGAAAAGUGUGGCAGGAAAUGCCCUUCACCGACCGAGCUUCGAUAUUCCUACGAGCAGCCGAGCUUAUUUCUGGCAAAUAUCGAUUCCAACUUCUAGCCGCUACAAUACUAGGUCAGGGAAAGAAUGCAUGGCAAGCUGAAAUCGACGCCGCAGCCGAACUGGCAGAUUUCUUCCGCUACAAUGUCUCUUUCGCCCAGGAAAUCUACGAUAAGCAACCGACGGUCAAUUCCCAGGGCCAUCAUGGUCGUACCGAUUGGAGACCUUUGGAGGGCUUUGUCUAUGCCGUUUCCCCAUUCAACUUCACAGCCAUUGGCGGGAAUUUAAUUUCCGCACCUGCGAUUAUGGGGAAUGUAGUUGUUUGGAAACCGGCUCCUAUGACUGCAUAUGUCAGCCAUUUAAUCCACCAGAUUCUUCUCGAAGCUGGUCUGCCGGAAGGUGUCGUGCAGCUCGUCAAUGGUGACGCUGAAAUGAUCUCCAAUGUAGUUUACGACCAUCCGGAAUUCUCGGCUCUCACUUUCAUCGGAUCCUCCGACGUCUUCAGGUCUCUUUACGCCAAAGCCGCAGACGGGGUCGGCAAGAAGAAAUAUCGAGACUUCCCACGCAUGGUGGGCGAGACUUCUGGGAAGAACUUCCACUUGAUUCACCCUUCAGCAGAUAUUGUUGAGGCGGCGAAACAUACCGUUCGCGCUUCAUUCGAGUAUGCUGGGCAGAAAUGCUCUGCGUGCUCCCGAAUCUAUGUUCCUGAAAGCCAAGCACCCCUCUUUUUCGACCAGAUGAAGAAGGAAUUGGCUCGAACGAAAGUGGGAGCUCCAGAAGAUUGGAAAUCUUUCACAGGACCGGUCAUUGAUGAGAAAGCUUUCCAACGCGUUACCUCCGCCAUCGACGAAGCGAACAAAGAUGACCGUUUGGAGACCAUCAUCGGUGGCACGUAUGAUGGUAGCGUGGGAUACUACAUCAACCCAACAAUCUACGCCACCAAAUCCCCAAACCACCCCCUCUUCUCCAACGAACUUUUCGGACCCGUCCUAGCCGCACACAUCUACCCAGACGCCGAAUUCGAUUCCGUGCUUGAUAUCAUUGACAAACAAGGCGGGGGAUUUGCUUUGACCGGCAAUAUUUUCUCCAAUGAUCAAUUGGCCAUUCGAAAGGCUGAGAAUAAACUCCGAUACUCGGCUGGGAAUUUCUAUAUCAAUUGUAAAAUUACGGCGGCGGUUAUUGGGCAGCAGUCGUUUGGUGGGUCGAGGUCUAGUGGGACUUGUGAUAAAGCGGGCAGUUCGAAUCUUUUGAUGCGGUUUACUUGUCCGAGGACUUUGAAGGAGGAGUAUAAUAAACUUGAUGAGGUGCUUUAUCCUAGUAAUAUGUGA
Ramularia collo-cygni is the source of this 1746-nucleotide messenger RNA. Its product is annotated as related to delta-1-pyrroline-5-carboxylate dehydrogenase. NCBI's taxonomy places the organism in Eukaryota, Fungi, Ascomycota, Dothideomycetes, Mycosphaerellales, Mycosphaerellaceae. The coding region runs from base 1 to 1746 and encodes 581 amino acids. The transcript is spliced from 2 exons. The record is from RefSeq and is a predicted model, not a curated record. Gene Ontology annotation, cellular component: mitochondrial matrix. Gene Ontology annotation, molecular function: L-glutamate gamma-semialdehyde dehydrogenase (NAD+) activity.